This is a messenger RNA of Aedes albopictus (Asian tiger mosquito), 15772 nucleotides long. RefSeq lists its product as uncharacterized. The transcript is spliced from 3 exons. Lineage: Eukaryota; Metazoa; Arthropoda; Insecta; Diptera; Culicidae. Bases 1 to 4044 code for a protein of 1347 amino acids. Gene Ontology annotation, biological process: DNA integration. Gene Ontology annotation, molecular function: nucleic acid binding. The record is from RefSeq and is a predicted model, not a curated record.
AUGCGGCUGGAGGAAGAACGGCUGUUUCAGCAGCAGCAAGACGAACGUCGGCGAGCCGCGGAAGAAAGGGCUGCGCAGGAACAUAGAGAGUUCCUGGACAAGAAAUACCGUCUUCUAGAAGAAGUUGUUAGUGAGAGGAGUUCGAGGGAACCUCCAGUUCGAACGUUCGCUUUCCUGGACGAGGGUUCGGAGCUCACAUUACUCGAUCAAGAGCUUGCUGAAAACCUAUCGUUGGAUGGUGCAGAGCGUCCGUUAUGUCUUCGAUGGACCGGAGGAACCGAACGAUGCGAACCAAAUUCACGAGUCUACAAUCUUCAAAUUGCUGGAGUCAGAGAAGGAAGUAAGCGAUUUGUCGUCAGUGAUGUCAGGUCGGUGAAAGACCUCAUGUUGCCCCCACAAACGCUGGACAUGGAUGAGUUAUCCAAGCAGUAUCCACACCUUCGGAACUUACCUAUCGAUUCAUACCGAGAUAUUCGUCCACGCAUUCUCAUUGGAACGAAGCAUGCUCACCUCGGACUCGUCAUGAAAAACCGAGAAGGAGAAUUCGGACAGCCGAUCGCCGUAAAGUCCCGGCUCGGAUGGACGAUCUGUGGAGGAAAUGGACUUGAUCACGGAGCAAAUCUUCAUCAUUACAGCUUCCAUAUCUGUCCAUGUAACAGUUCAUCCGACGACGAACUUCACCAGGCGAUGAAGAACUAUUUCAGUCUCGAUAGUCUCGGAACAACAAAAUCGGACAAUAUGCUCGUAUCCGCCGAAGAUCAACGUGCUUUGUCGAUGCUUCAGACUCUUACUUGUCGCAAGGAUGAUCGAUAUGAAUCCGGUCUACUCUGGCGGUACGACGACAUCCGUCUACCAGAUAGUCGACUCAUGGCGUUGCGGCGAUUCCGUUGUCUGCAAAAUCGCAUGGACAAAAACGAGGAACAAAACACGACUUUGCAAGCCAAGAUCGCGGAAUACCUGACAAAAGGAUACAUCAGGAAGCUCAGCGAAGAAGAACUGAAUCAAAAGGUUCCUCGCCGGUGGUACCUACCGGGUUUUCCCGUAACAAAUCCAAACAAACCUGGAAAAGUACGGAUAGUGUGGGACGCUGCAGCCAGUGCUCACGGGACGUCACUCAAUUCAGCACUAUUGAAAGGCCCGGAUCUACUAUGUUCCCUUCUCACGAUUCUUUUGCAAUUUCGGGAACGCCGAAUCGCUCUUACCGGUGACAUUCGUGAGAUGUUUCACCAGGUACUGAUUCGAGCAGAAGACCAACUAUCCCAGUGUUUCUACUGGAUGAACGACCGUGAAGAAAUUGAAGUGUAUGCCAUGCAAGUGAUGACAUUCGGAGCAUGCUGCUCCCCUAGCACCGCACAGUUCGUAAAGAACAUUAACGCUGACCGCUUCAAGGUAGAGUAUCCAGCUGCGCACCAGGUCAUCACGAAGUCCCACUACGUCGACGACAUGCUUCUUAGUGUUGACACUGACGAGCAAGCCAUCAAGUUAGCCGAAGACGUGAAAUACGUCCACGGUCGAGGCGGGUUUGAGAUAAGAAACUGGAUCAGCAACUCAACGAAAGUUUUGGAAGCGCUGCAAGGAACUGAUGUAAACGAAAAGUGUCUGGACUUGGCAUCAGAACUAGCUACGGAAAAGGUUCUGGGCAUGUGGUGGAACACUACAGAUGACGUAUUCACGUAUAAGGUUGGAUGGAACCGUUACGAUCCGGCCUUGCUAGGAGGUCAAAGGCGCCCAACAAAGCGGGAGGUUCUUAGAGUGCUGAUGACCAUUUUCGAUCCACUGGGAUUGAUUUCUCACUUCCUAUCGUAUUUGAAAAUUCUACUCCAGCAAAUCUGGCGAUCUGGUGUACAAUGGGAUGAGGACAUCGACAGUGUCGCCUACGAUAAAUGGCUCACAUGGCUGAAGGUUCUUCCACUGGUAGAACACGUACGGAUACCCAGAUGUUACAAUUCCCAGCACCUUGUGAGUGAGAUUGACGAAAUUCAGCUCCACACGAUGGUAGAUGCUAGUGAGAACGGCACAGCCGCUGUUUGCUAUAUACGUUUCUUGAAAGGCGAAACCAUAUUUUGCUCUAUCGUCGCUGCAAAAUGCAGGGUUGCACCACUCAAGUUCACGUCGAUACCACGAUUGGAACUUGAAGCUGCUCUAAUCGGCGCUCGCCUAGCUCACACCGUCGAAGAAUCGCUCACGAUCCAAUUCCACAGGAAGCUGUUUUGGUCCGAUUCCAGAGAUGUCCUCUGCUGGAUUAAUUCGGACCACCGUCGCUACAGUCAAUACGUCGGCCACCGGAUUAGCGAGAUACUCGAAUUAUCCGAAAUACACGAGUGGCGAUGGGUACCAGGGAAGCAGAAUCCCGCUGACGACGCUACAAAGUGGAGUAGUCCACCUGAGUUAUCAUCUGAAAACAGAUGGUUCAAAGGCGCCAAUUUUCUCUGGCGCACCGAAGCAGACUGGCCGGCAUCACCCAACCGGAAAGGCUCCACCGAAAACGAACUGCGUUCUAACCUACUGGUACACCACGUUCUACCGGAAUCGGUUAUCUGCGUCAACGACUUUUCUAGCUGGGAAAGAUUACUCAGAGUUACCGCAUUCGUACAUAGAUUCACCUAUAACUGUCGUCAAAAGCGCAUGGAAAGACCUACAAACACAGGCCCCCUAGCAGCGAACGAACUUUGUAAUGCCGAACGCUCACUAAUACGCCUCGCUCAAAGUGAAUCUUACCCCAACGAGAUAAUGGUUCUACAAAAUCUACCAGAUGAACCUGAGUCGCUAACAAAUAACAUUCCAAAGACUAGUUCACUAUAUCGGUUGACACCAUGGUUGGACAGCAAUGGAAUCCUCCGAAUGCGGACACGCAUCGCCGCUUGCCAUUAUGCUACAGAAGACGCCAAAAAGCCGAUUAUUCUUUGCCGAAAACACCACACCACCAGCCUGAUCGUAGCAUAUUACCAUAAAAAAUAUCACCACCAAAACCAUGAAACUGUUAUCAACGAGAUCCGCCAAAAGUUUCACAUUCCCCGAUUACGCGCCUGUUAUCAGCAAGUACGAAGAAAUUGUCAAAGAUGCAAGAACCAUCAUGUAGCACCUAGCCCUCCGUACAUGGCCGACCUUCCACCCGCUCGCCUAGCAGCCUUCACAAGACCAUUCACGCACGCAGGGAUCGACUAUUUUGGGCCGAUUGAAGUCGCUGUCGGCAGAAGAGUGGAAAAGCGAUGGGGAAUGAUAGUGACUUGCCUCACUGUCCGGGCCAUUCACCUCGAAGUCGUGCACUCCCUCAGCACGAGUUCCUGUAUCAUGGCUCUUCGGAAUUUCAUGGCACGACGUGGUACCCCUCAAAAGGUCUACAGCGACCGUGGCACCAAUUUCGUAGGUACAAAUCGAGAAUUGCUACAGACCAACGAAACUAUCAACGAACACAAGUAUAUGGAAGAAUUUGCUAAAUCUGGCAUCGAAUGGGUUUUCAAUCCACCCCUCUCUCCGCACAUGGGCGGUAGUUGGGAGCGGUUGAUCCGCACUAUAAAGAACAAUCUGAUGGUUGUAUGUUCAUCUAGAAGACCCUCCGACGAAGUGUUCCGCAAUUUGCUGAUUGAAGUUGAGAACACUGUCAAUUCGCGACCUUUAUCCCAUGUGCCAAUUGAUGAGCAUUCGGCACCUGCACUGACACCGAAUCACUUUUUACUGGGAUCUUCAAACGGAACGAAGCCCUUCAGCCAUCUUGACGACAGCGGUGCGACUCUCCGUCAAAACUGGAUCACCUCACAGUGCCUCGCAAACCAAUUUUGGAAACGUUGGAUAUCCGAUUACCUGCCCGAGAUCACAAGAAGGACCAAGUGGUUUCAGAGAUCCAAACCGAUUGCCAUAGGCGACGUGGUAGUCAUUGCCGACCCAAAGAUGCCACGUAACUGCUGGCCGAAGGGCAAGAUCAUCGGGACAAAGGUCAGCACGGAUGGUCAAGUCCGGUCUGCAACGGUAAGGACAUCGAACGGAGUCUAUGAUCGUCCAGCGACGAAAUUAGCGGUUUUAGACGUACAAUGCGUCGGUAAGUAAGCCACCCGAAGAUAGCCUACCUGGGGGGAGUGUUAGCUGAUAUCGCAUCAGUGCGCCGUACGUCUAGACCUUAAUCCACGAUGAGUGAAACGCUAGAAGAAAGGCUCUCGCUACCACGCGGUGAGUACCAUAACAGAUGAAAACAUUAGUUGAUAAGAAGAUAAGAACGAGGAAAAGCCAACUGAAUUCGAUUAAAGGCAGUACCUUUGUUGCUUGAUAUCAAUAAUUUAAUAGUAAAAUUCUACUGCAAACUACGUUAAGUUUAGUCGUUUAAAUUUCAAACAGUGCAAGUGCAUGAGAUUCAUUUGAGGCAAUCAUUUACGUGCUAAACAAACGGGAGCUAUUUUUUCUUCCAUAUCACCGACUGUAUCCUAUGCCAAAACGGUCUUAGAACGGCGAAUAUCGGCGCACUACCAUAACUGAACUUAAGAACCGGUGAGAAAAUAUGAAAUGUAGUUUCUUUAUAUGUUCAUUUAUCUACCUCCUAAACUAUAUCAUAGCUACGACUACCAGGCCAAACAUCCGCUCAUUGCUUGCCUACGAAUUGCACGAAAGGAACUAAACGUGAGUAGAAGUGAUAGUAUUAAGCCAUAAUCAAUGAACUGCUUUGGGCAAACACACUACGGUCCAAUGAAUUUGAACAGGGGUUUCCAAAACCAUCCACACGUUGCAUGAAAAACAACUAUGUAAAUUAUAGGAUAUAUUACUUAUUGAUGCAACAUGUAUUCAAUGUUAUUUUUAGGAAAAUUAUAUUCGCCCUGUUAUCAUCGGAUCACGAGUAUUCAUUCAUUCCGUGUCGGAGAAUCACAAUUUCGGAAGUUCCGUUGAAUAAAAAUUCAACACAGUCCUUAUCAAGAAAUGCACAGUACGCUACUUCCUUGUAUUUGAUGUUUUUUUCUAUUUUUUGUGUCAACGUGUGAAGGGCUGUACCGUCGACUUGCCUUUGCAAUAGGCAAACUGUAAUUUAUUUAACUUGUGAGCUUUUAAAAACGAGCCUUUGAUAUGCUCAUCCAGAAUCUUCUCCAUUAUUUUGAGUAUAAUUGAGGUUAGGCUUACCUAAAGCUUACCUAAUUGAACCUAAAGCAUACAAGGUUGUGUUUUGUGCCGUUUGCCGUUUUUGGUAUGAAUAUCACUCUUACAUUAUUCCACCAACUGGGAAUGUAGCACAGUGUCAUGCUACUAAUAAACAUCUCAACUAAAUCAGGGAUGAUUAUGUCCCUACCGUGCUGUAUUAGCGCCGGAAAAAUGCCGUCUUCUCCAGCCGAUUUGAAAGGGUCGAAGGAAUUUAUUGCCCAGUCCACCAUUGCCACUGUGAAAAUUUUUCUGGAUUCCAUGAGUGCAUCUUUUCUGUUCAUAUUGCGUCCAGAAUUUGUCCUCAAUUGUCCCGAUGAAUUUUCAUCAACAGCAAAUGAGCCACUUCCAAUGUUUCUGAAGGACUUCUGGUGAAUGUGCCAUUAUCCUUCUUAACGUUGCCUAGGCCAUUUGAGUGUUCCUUAGAAAUAACUUUUUGAAGCCUGGCCGCUUCUGAAGUGUAUUGGAUGUUUUCACACAUGAUUCUCCAAUAUUUUCGUUUGCUUUUCCUUAUUUCAGUGCUAUAUUUGGUUAGGGCCUUUCUAUAUUGGCCCCAAUCCGAAGUUGCUUUUGCUCUGUUGAAGAGUUUCCUUACUUUCCUCCUCAUUUUUUGUAGAGCGUUGUUCCAUCAAGGGACUGUCCUGUUUGAACUCCUUUCCCAUUGUGGACAACUUUCGUAGUAUGAUUGUAUAAUUUUGUUAGUGACCAUCCUAGAAGCUUCUUAUAGUUGCUCUGCUGUUCUUAUUUUUUCGUCCAGCAGAGGUUGCUUGGUCGCAAGAAUUUGCUUGUAGAGAUCCCAGUUGGUGUUCCUGGGGUCUCGAUAGAAUUUCCUCACGGUCUCUCCCCUCUCUAUUGAAAAGGUGAUAUGCUUAUGAUCUGAGAGAGACACCUCGUCAGAUACUUCCCAAGAGGUAAUUCUAUCUGUUAGAAUUUGGCUACAAAGUGUUAAAUCAAGUACUUCAUGUCGCCUUGAGUUGACAUAUGUUGGUUUGUCCCCUCUGUUAAAUAUAUCAAUGUUAUUAGCAGAAAUAUAUUCUAAAUAGGACUCACCUCGUUUGUUGAUGUCACUGCUUCCCCAUACAGUGUGGUGAGCGUUGGCAUCGCAGAAGAUAAUAAAUUACUGGUUUUGUUGUCUGCAGCUGGUGACAAAUUCGCAGAUUGAGGACGUCGGAGCUUCUUCUUCAUCACCAGGAAAGUAAGCUGAUGCUAUAUUAACGAUAGACUUACCCCUGGCUGUUGGAACCUCCAUCCUGAUGGCUACGAUGUCUUGUUUGAUAAAUUCUUUAAUGGGAGUAAAAUUAAUCCUUCCAUUUACUAAGAUAGCUGUCCUUGGAGAAGGAUGGCUAUCAUCAUAGAGGAACUUACAUUUUGGUGUAGUAAGGCCCAUCACCCUAUGAUUGUUGACCCACGGUUCCUGUACUAAUGCCAGGUCGAGGUCUUCCUUGGCAAACCUUUGCAAAAGUACGCCUGAUGCCCCUCUUGCAUGCUGUAGGUUUGCCUGAACCAAUUUUAUGUUGGUCAUUGCGUUGACGAUCCGCUUUUUUGUGACUGGCGGAUCGUCGGCUUAGUUUUUGUGCCUUUUGUGGUGGACUCUUUGGAGAUUUCUGGGACCUUCUUUUGCAUUCCCAGUGAACUACUGUUGUUCCCACCACGGUUGUUAUCCUUUUUCGGAUUCGUUUUAGCAGUUCCUUCUUGGGAUUCAGUUUUAGACGAACUUUCACAUUCAUCACCAGUAGUAUUUUCCGGACUUGGCCCAGGAAUUUGUUGCUGCUGGUCCACUUGAGGGCCCGGCAGCGUGUUCCCUAGGUCGUUGCCCUGUAUCAUACUGGCGACUUCCGUUUCCAUUGCCAUAUUCUGAACCUCUAUAGAGUCAGUGUUACUGUCCUGCUUGUCGAUCCUGCUUUUCUUGACCCGACGUAGUUUUGCAGUGUGAUACAAGUAUUUGAUUUGAAAUCCCCAUCUUGUCAGUUUCUGCAUUGAGUCCUCGUUCACUAUGAGAACCAGCUCAACAUCAUUCCCGUUAGGGGAAGAUCUUUGCAGAAUUCUCCAGGAAUCCGUGUCCAAAUCAUUCUGUGACUCGAUGAAUGCCAUUAUUUGCUCGUUGCUUUUAGUGGCGCUUUUCGGCAGGUAGGCUACCAAGAUUUCCGAUCUAGGAAUGUUCUUUUCGUCGACCGCUAUCAACUCAACUCCCUCGCAUGGAGUUAUCCUUUUUAACCAGUCCGCUGUAGCCUGGUCGUGGCAGUUGAUAACAAGGAAGCCUGUUUUUAUGGUGCAGCCUCUGAAAAUCGGUUUUACAUCUGUUCCCCGAUUUUCCACUACUUUGUUAAUAAUAGUGUCUUGUACCAAUAUUAGCUGUUGUGUUGUUAGAGCUGUAGUCGGAUAGUCCUUUGGUAUUAUUCCUAUGCGUACUUGACUCACAACCUCCGUGUAUAGCGGAUUUUGAGUAGCAGUGGGCUUAGUUUUCCUAUCUGGGACUUUUAGAUUCCUUGAUAGACGACUCUCAGCUACUGCCAGGGACUUUAAUAUUCCCGGGUAGAGUAUGACCAGUUUUUGCUUUUUGCUUCGUGCCUGGGACUUUCGGUUUCCCGGGUUGACUUUGCCCUGCUGCUGCCUCUGUUUUCCUAUCUGGGACCUUCGUAUUCCCGAGUUGACUGCAACUUCCAGCUUUAGCCUGUUUACCUGGGACUUUCAUUUUCCCGGGUUUGGAGCGUUCAGCGUCUUCGUUUGUCUUCUUGUUCGCAACUUUCGAGGUACCGGGUUGCAUGUGGACAGCAUCUGCCUCUGCCCUUCCAUCUUGGAAGUUUGGAUCUCUUUGCCGUUGCAGCCGGAUGUUCACCGAUGAAGGGGUUUUCGAGAAUGGUCUUUGUGCGGCCUUCCCGUGGGUGUUGAUGUCCCUUUUGUCUUUUUGGGUUGUGGCUUCUCGCCACUCGAUAGGUCAUCUCUAGGCCUUUUCGAUGGUUCUGACUGCACGCUUGGCCUGUAGGCAAGGCGAUAGGCCUCGUCUUUGUCAUAGCCCUGAUCUAGCAGUUUUUUCAGUCGCUUUUUACCUGCACCACUCAGCUUGAUUCGGUCCAUUUGCUGAGGUUGUUCCGGAUUUGCAACGGUUGAUCCCCUUGAUGUCUUGAUAGUGACGCUUACUCGAUCAUCCUCGUCGCUGUCUUCCAUCUCGGAGUUCUUUGGAGUGUCCAAAUUGAUCGAUGGACAACUGGACAGAUUUUCCAGUGAUUUACUAUCUAGCUGUGCUUCGAGCUGCUCCAGCGAAUCUCCCGGGUCAGUGUCCAUUUUUUUCUGCUGAGAGAGGCAAUUGUCACCUGUUGUUUUAUUUUAUUUGUUGUUGUUGCUCAUUGUUGCUCCCACGAGUCGCACGGGAAGUAAAGGUCGACUGCGCCAGAGCCCUGCAUUAACGCAGCAAGGGAUGAAUACUGUGGGAUUCUCCCUGGUACCCCACAGGCUCCGUUCGCGACUGAGUAUUUGUUUCACCCCCCCAGCCAUGCAUCCAUAGGCACGGGUCGCAUUACACCGUAGAUUCGGGGUUAGACCGUAUUAGGCAUUCGUGUGGCUACGGUCAUCACCACAUAUAUCCUCCUCCUUUACCCGGGCUUGGAACCGGCAACAGUGAUUCUUGUUAAUUCUGAACAUACACAAGUGUAUCUCCAGAAUAAAAUAAUCAUCCUUGGCGGAGUUAAGGAGGCGUUACGAGUGUUACACUUUUUUGCUUACUUGCCGUCUGCGAACUGCACAAGUAAUUUUGAAGCGAAAUCAUUACUUGACAUUAUUCGUUUAUUUGGAAGGGUCGGACGCCACUUGGGCAUAACAGAGCCAAAAUCAUUUGUAUAUUAUUAUAAUUUUAAAUUACAAUAUACAAUUUUAUAAAAUACUAUAACCUAUAAUUGACUAAUUUGACAUAUCGGACUUUGACUUAUCUCCGCAAUCCCGUCAUACUAUGUAUACAACUUGCCAUUGGACUACCGACGAACCGACGUGACAGUGGUGUUUCAAAAGUGUCCCCCCUAAAUUUAACGAUCGACCAGCAAAGCGAGCGAACGCUUCUGUCAAAUCAGCACAGGCGCGAACCUUUUCCUAUAUGGAAAGAUUCGACUGGGAUUUUUGAUAACUAUGGGAGUUUUCGGCUUUCAGUCACGGAAAAAGCGUUGAUACUUCUAUAUCAUUGCCAACGUUUCGAUCCUUGGGUUGGGAUCUUCCUCAGGGCUCGAUCUUAAUCAACUUGUGAUAAUCGUAUUUUGCACACGAUCGUUUGUCGGAUUCUAAAAGACACUAAAAUCCGAACGGCGAUUGAUAACAGCCACAGUGUUGUGUUCCGCUGAUUUCGUGUCUCGAGUGUCUCCCUUUCGUACCACCCACCCAACAUCCCACUAGGGUGCUGGUGAUGAACGAGAAAAGUGCAGUGUCUUUUAGAAUCCGACAAACGAUCGUGUGCAAAAUACGAUUAUCACAAGUUGAUUAAGAUCGAGCCCUGAGGAAGAUCCCAACCCAAGGAUCGAAACGUUGGCAAUGAUAUAGAAGUAUCAACGCUUUUUCCGUGACUGAAAGCCGAAAACUUUUCCUAUAUGAAUACACGGGGGUUUGGAGUCAACCUAUCAAAACAACGCGAACCGUUUUAUAGGAGGCGGUAGUGUUCGGCUAUUUUUCAUCAUGGCGUCGGGGACAACAAAAUUGAAUUCAUUUGUUCUAGCUGUCAUGUCGGUUCGUCGGUGAUUGGACCUCCACAUUCUUAUUGGCACUUUCUCAGACUUGAACCAUGAUGCUGUUACCUAUUCUUCCAUUUUUACACUGUCUUCUGGUUCCUCGAUGUUAUCCGCAUUCGAUGUUUUGUUCUCCAGGUGAUCCGUCAUCUCAUCGUGUUGUGACGAUGUCGCUUCUUUCAAUACUCCAGCAUAGGUGACUGAUUGUGCAUUAUGCACGAUCUCAACCGAACGUUGUUUUCUUUUCUUCGGGCAGGCGUUCAUCUGAUGCCCUGUCUGGUUACAGCUGAAACACUUGUCCCAAGUAACCACGGUGUUGAAGCCUUAUUGCAUGCUGAUAUAGGGUGUUUUUAGAGCAAUCAUUACUUUACAUACAAACUUAAGGUUGAUUUAAAGUGAAAAUGGGCAAUUAUAGAACCAAAUUACGAUUAUACUGGUAUAAUCUUAAAUCAGUCGCAUAAUUGCCAUUUUCACUUUAAAUCAACAUAAAGUGUUCAUGCAAAGUAAUGAUUACUCUAAAUACACCCUAUAUCUGCAUGCAAUAAGGCUUCAGCACCGUGGUAACUUGGGGUCCUUGUUCCCGGAGUAGAAGAUAUUUCCUCUCCAAUUGAGGAAAUGCAGCGUGGAUGGAAUUUUCGAUUUGACGUCCAUGUGAACUCCGCGAAUGCCGUUGAAAAUAUCCAACCCGAUAUCGGCAGGAAUCUUCUCACGUACCACUCUUUUCACGUUUCCGUACUUUCCUAGCACUAGCGAUAUUUCUUUAUCGGGUACCUCGGGUGAUAGCUCACACACACACGAACAUACUGAUAGUUGCCUUCCGCAUCUGAUAUUUACACCACCGCCAUCGUUCCGUUUGCAUAAUGGAAGCAAAGUGGAUGUGCAUUGUUCUCCAACGCGGCCCUGAACGCCUGUUGACUUUUCAACUUCAGGUACACACUAUGAUCCUCUGCUCGUCUGUACACCGUAUCCAUGUCGCUAAUGCUGACAUCCAAACACUUCACAAAUUUUGCGAUCUCAUCAUACGAAGGCCGCACAGAACCCGUUGGAAAUGCAAACUUGACAGUGUUCUUAACCUCAACCAUCUGUUUCUGCGUAAUACCUUUCGAGUCUAGUAUCGAUAAGCUGAUGCAGCACACAGUGACCGUGAGAGAAUGUUCUGCAACCGUUCUCGUCGGCAGAUGAAAGCAAACUCAUGGCCAUUACUUGUCCUAUCUUUUUGCACAGUACGUACGAAGUGGAAACUAGCCAUUACGUUUGAUAUCUCCUCGCCGCAAACCAUUCCCAUAUCUCAUCCAUUGCACUCAAUGAAACGCGGGCUCGACAAUAAUCAGUUCAUGAUACGAAGCAUAUACAGAAAGCCCGAGCAGAAGAGAAAAACAACAGCAUAACAAAAUGCGUUAUUUUGGCAAAAUAACUGCAUAACGGAAGUAGUAAUUUUCAUGUUAUUAACAUAACAUAUUGAGUUAUAAACUUGGCUGUCAUAAGCGGCAAAAUAACAAGUCACAUAACAAAAAUUUGUUCCUGAAAAAUCAAUUUAAUAACAUGUUUUGUUAGUGGCAAUAACAACUUAAUAACAGUGAAUUUGGGAAAUAUUUCAAUAACAAAUUUUGAUAUUAAAGAGUUAUUGAUAACAAGCAAAAUUAGGGUAAAAACUAACUUUUUUUACUCAUUUUUGGGUAAUUAUUUUAAGUGUGUUAUUCUAUUUUUAGAAAAUAACAGGUCACAUAAAAAAAAAUCGAAUUCAUUAUAAAACUUACAAACAUGGACGGGAUUUGAACCUCCAAUCCUGCUAUCGUAAAUUUUCAGUCGCCUUUACCAAUGAGGCUAUCACAGCACUUGCGGUGAGGGACGAUAGAAGCUUUACUGGUUCUACGUAUUGCCAGUUUCCCCAUUCCCCCAUUUCAUGUUUGCCAGUCGCAGGACAAAAAUAGACAGAGAUUUGAAUGCAAGAUCAAACAAUGAACCUCUCUCUCUCUCUUACCAACAGCGCUAUCGCGGUGCGCAGACAUGUGCACUGUAACACUAAUAACAGUGGUGGCGUUCGCAUGGCCCGUCGUCGGCUGUUGCGGAACAAAGAGAACGACGAAAAAGUUGCUAGUCGACUAUUUAUGAUUGAGCUUCGUCAUGGGGUGCAUUUUGGCGGUGACAAAGAUUCUUUCCAGACGGAGAUGAUUUUUUUUAAUUUUUUGUUUUGUUCGCGCUGUGAGAACGGCGAUUAUACACGUACCUACGUGAGCGAAGGUAAAAGGUAAUUAUAUCAUAUGCCGGUAUGAUUACUUCUGCAGAUGCUGUUUAGUUUUAUUCUGUUUUAGAUUAUUUUUAGUAAUGAAAAAAGAUAUAUAUGACAUAAUGUCAAACAAUAUAUGAUCGAAUAAUAAUAGAUCGAAAGAAAAAAGUUAUAAUAGACAAAUGCAAUCAUCAAUUGAGCAGAAUUGUCUGUAUAGUUGACAUUUUUAUUGAUUAGAAUUAUUUAGUAGGUUCCAUAUUUGCUAUCUCCACUCUCACUAACAUUCAUUACUUCGUAAUACAUAGUCUGUUCGGUACUUUUUGACGUUAUAAUUAGAGGUUAGAAUAGCAGUACUGUUAAAAUGACAUAUAAAUUCAACUAAGUUUACUCAAUUUUGAGAUAAAAAAAAACUCAUUUGCAGAUGUAUCACUUUUUGAAGGUAAAAUUUUACUUAACCUAUAAGAAUUGGGAAUCGUAGAAAAGUGAUAGGAAUUUGGCACCGUAACGAGACUGGGAUAUUGAAAGAAGGAAAUUAACACAAAGAUAAACAUAUCAAUAGCUAUGAUGCUAUAUUUACCCAAAACUCAAAUUAUAGCAAUGAAUAAAAUAAAAAAUACGGAAGAGUCUGAUGAAAUUUCUAGAAGUUGCAAUGCCUUUAUUUUUUACUUCAUAAUAUGAAACAGCAGACAAUAAAAUAAAGAAGGUAAACUAUGUAAUGGUUAUAUCUGCGAUAAAUUUUCUCCGAUUUUGACAAUAUUGAUCUCAUGUGAUCCAGAUUUAUUUUUUCCAUCAACAACAAAUCCGACUGAACCGAUCUGGUCAUCGUGAGUUAAGAAAAAACCCGAAUUGCCAUACACGUGGAAUUUUCCAUAGACCAGCUGCAAUUGGCUUCUUUAGUGGUGUUGAGAUAAUUCCAUAUUCACAAUCUACAUGCCAAACUGAGCCGACAUCCAAAUUUUCAUGAACUUUGGUGCCCGGGAACCUAUUUAAAAAUCGAUUUAAAGUUUGUAUGGAAGCGAUUUGUCGAAUCACCCCUCGUCGCAUUUCGUACUGGGCGGAGCUGUCAAGCAGUUGCCCAGCUGUCAAAAGGUGAUUUCAAAAAAUCUUUUUGUAAUUGAAUUUAGGUAUCAAAAAAAUCUGAAAAAAAUCAUACUGGCUUAAAAAAGGUGCUCUUUCGAAUAAAAUCAAAAAAUCAAUAUAUUAUUCUUAAUUUGAAAACCCAAUUGGUGAUUGGUACAAAUUAAGUACCUUACCAAGAAAAAAAUGUUAAAUUUAAAUUUAUACGUUCAAUAUGUAGUCCGUCCAAAGUCUUACACCGUACAUCAAACCGUUUUUAAUUAGAUUUUGUUUUAGAUUUUAUAGAGGCAUUUUAAAAUCUUCUCCUGUGUGCUAGGGAUAGGAUUUUUCAAAACACCAUCGUUCUUCUUCUUCUUCAUGCACCAUCAAAUCACCAAUAGCAUAUCUGUCCAGCCUAGGCCCAAAGUAUUGACUUCAAAGUAAUCAUUACGAAGCAUAAAUGUCAAUUUCUUGAUUUUGCUUUGGCUGACCAAGCCAAGGUUGGCCGUAGCAUUUUCAUAAUUCAAAUCUCAAUUUGUUCAUCGAGCACAUGUUCUGUUGUGCUGCACGUGGAUGUCAAAGCGUUUUCAACAGUGUAAUUACGAAGCAUGUUUCACGAGAGACCAUAUCUUUUCAAUACGCUAACUCCACAACAACGCCGAUAUUACUGCGCCACUUGGGCAGUGGCUGGUAUUUUGGGUACUUUUCAGCUACAACUCAGUCAAUUUCAGAAAUUUAGCAAAACCUCGCGCUGCCCAGCAGGGACUUUGUUUUGUACACAUUACAGCACCUCCAUGUCACGUAAUAUACCACACCUCUUAUCAAAUGUGAUACCGUAAGCGUACCAUACUUUGCGCACCUAGGGCCUAACUUUGCGCACUUUUCAAAAAAUCGUUAAAUAGUAUUUCUGGUGCAUUAUGCAAACUUUUUCCCACGGAAUACUAGCUAAUGAUAUGGGGCAUGCACUUUGUCUCAGUUUGGAUGUAAUGAUAAAUGGAAGAGGAAGACAAAUUGAUGAGUGAAUAUGCAGUUGCUUUCCCUAAAAUGCUGUAAAUAACGUUGUAGAAUGACGUAGGUUUUGUUUCAAAAUUAGUUUUAGUUUAGAUAGCAAUACCAUAAAGUAUUUGUGCACUCUCAAUAAUACAAUAAUAACCAAACUUGUUCCACAACAGAAUGUAAUAUUGAAAUGUUAUUUAAGGGCUGCAUACCAAUUGCUUGGUCAUAACAAAAUAAGAUUGUUCAACAAAACAUGUUAUGGAAACGUAAUGCCUUGAUAAUUCAAUAAUAACAAAACAAGAUAUAAAAACAGGUUUUGUGAUUUCGUAGUUAUUAAUUUGAUAUUCCCCUCUGCUCGGGAGCUCACUGCCGAUGGUCCAGUAAAAUGCCGCUCUCACAUUCAGAGAUAAAGUUGUGGCGCUCAUGCUCACAAGGAAAAAAAAAAAAAUGGAACAAACAAAAGUAGAACAAAAAUAGGCAAAAUCCAGUCACAAAAAAAAUCUGGACAAACAGAAUCCUUGUGGAUUCAAAAUGGCCUGGGCCUUUAAUGUUGUCUUCUACAUAAAGUUCCAUGAAAAAAUAUGCGUUUUAGCCAUGAGCAUAUGAACUGCGUCAGGGAGAAAUUAAUUGCUGAUUUUAAACCAACCUCCUGCCCAUCCAAAAAUGAGGUAAAAUACAUAAUAUGAUGCCGCUGUGCAUAGUACGUUAUGCCAUACACCUCAUCAGAAAAGCAUGACACAAAAAUUACGUGAAUAAAUUGUGGGCACAAAAAUAAACAUACUUAAAAGCACGCAAAUUUCACUCACUUUUUAAAAAUAGGCUAUUGUGUUUGAAAAAAAAUGUAACGGCACAAUGAAAAUGCAAAAAAAAAAAAAAUUAAACACAAAUUUACGCUAUACAAAAAUAAAAAGCACAAAAUUUCAAUUCACACUACUAAUUGCACUAAACAAAGCACGCUAUUAAACGAACAGAAUAUGAGAGAAUUAGAGGAAAAAUUACUGGUGGCCAAGCCAUCAUUUUGAUGGUAAAUCUUUAUCCUCGUACGCCAAUUGUAAUAAACGACAAGUGUACUAACUAUGUUAUCGAGGAGGUCAUCCGAAGCGUUCAACUCUUAUAUUUAUGCGUCUAAACACUUCGCAUCGAGGUGGAAGAAAAAUAUUACCAUCCAUGUCAUCAUGAAUGGGGAUUUCAAAAAAUUCUGAUUUGCAUCUACCUGUUAGCAUCCAGGUGUCAUAAUUAAUUGAACAGAAAUAAUUGCGUAAAAAAUCUCUACCGAGUAUUCCGUCGGUGGGAAUCGGUAAUUGACCAUCAACUAAAUGAAAUUUAUGUUGCAGUUUUCCUUGAUUUGGUAGUAAAAUAUUUGUUGUAACAGUACCUAAUGUAGACACUGAAUGGUCGUUGAUUCCAGAAAUAUAGCAUUGGUCAUUAGUAUUAACAAAAGUUGUGGGGAGUAUUUUGCUGGCCUUGAAAAGAGAUAUUUCUGCUCCAGAAUCCACCAGUAAGGUGCAUUCUGAUUCAAGAAAAUCUAAUCUCAGGACUACAAAAUUACUACAUGAUGGAUUAAUGAAGAAAAAACGUUUCACUGGCGAUGUAGUAUUUGUGCUAAUUGCUGGGGAGGGAUUUGUUGGUGCGUUUGCUGGUUGUUUGCUGUUCCCCCAAUUUGUGGUUGAAGUUG